CACGCACGAUGCAUUACAGUCUGCACAUACUCCUAUGCUACAUAACAUUGUGGAAUUUGUCGAGUAUUGGAAGUGCUGCCAAAAGCACGAUCAAUUCCGACAUUUUGACGACCUUCGCUAAAAACGUCGCUUCCGCACUGACACCAACUCUAUUCGGGGAUUUUCCGGCUAACCGAGCUAACAGAUCAUUUUUCGAAAUAUCAUCGGUCACUAAAACUGAAGAGAUUCCAAGAUUAUUUCAAAGUACCAAAGACAAAAUUGACCAGCCUGCAACAACUGAAAUUUACCGAGAAGAAAGCAACGCUAAUAAACCCAAUCGUUUAUCAAACGUCAGAAGACAGGCUGAUGAUUUUUACAGUCCUUACGAGAGACCAAAUUAUCCAGACAAUGUUGGUUAUCGACAAUCUCAAUUUUACGACUCUUACAACGGCCCAAAUAAUUAUUUUCAACCAAUCGGUCGAGAUGAUAGGACCAACUUACGUGGAAGUUUGAAUCUAGGUCGUCCUGUAAAUACUAGGAAUUUUGUAAAUAAUGAAAAUAUCGAAUCACCAGAUCGUUUCGAUUCUAUUUAUCGAUCUCACGAACAAAUCUCGAACGAUAGAAAUUUGGGAAGACCGUUUAAUGGUUUUAACGAAUUCAAUGGUUACUCAUCUUUCGAAGAUCGACGAAGAGGUAAUCUCAGAUAUCAUCACAGUCCAUUACCAAUCGAUGGACAUUACUUUGGACCUUUUGGAUUUGGUCCACACGUUCCUUAUCAUCAUCCCCUAGGUUACAAAUAUCCGUAUGGUUAUCAUGGCCGGCGACCAACUACAGAAUCCAAUAAUUCUAGCGAGAAUAACAAUAGUAAGGAAGAAACUAAAGAAGAAAAUGGGUCGGAUCGUCCAAAAUCUGAUGAUCGUCGACCAAUUUAUGGAGGCUAUAAACCCUUCUAUGAUUUUCCUCCACCUUACAAAUUCGGUCCAGGCUAUUAUCAUCAUAGAGAUUACAAUGAAAGUUCCGUCGAUCAUCGUCAUUAUCACGAUCCUUAUUAUCACAAGUAUUAUGAUUAUCCAUAUUACGAUGAUUUUUAUCCUGGUCCUUAUGGUUAUGGUCCGAAACCGAAAAAUGGUAAUAAAAAUAAUGGCAAUAAUAAUGGUGGAGGAAAUUCUGAGACACAGGUGAACAAAGACGCGGAAACUAUUUCAGCGAGUGAGAAAGCGGAGAAAACGAUCGAUGCUUCCAAUUUAGAAUACAAAAUCAAAAUUCCAACAACUCCCUUCGAAGAUGGAUUAGAAAAUAAACGAAUCGUCGAUGAUGAAGUAGAUCAUAUCGAUCCUAAUGCUUAAUUUAUCAAGAAAAAUUCGUCAUCUUUCUCAUAAUGUAUAUUUGUAUUCAAGAAAAUGAUCUU
Molecule: messenger RNA, 1387 nt
Organism: Polistes canadensis
Lineage: Eukaryota; Metazoa; Arthropoda; Insecta; Hymenoptera; Vespidae
Product: homeobox protein 2-like
Exons: 3
Coding region: 9-1325 (438 amino acids)
Source: RefSeq, a predicted model, not a curated record